UCACUUCCUACAAUUCUUUGCAACUUCAGCAAUUUUUCAGAACUAUUUAAACCAAACGACCAUGCCAUUUAUACUAAACGUAAAUUUAACAAUGUACGUAAAAAGUGUUGUUUUAUGUGUUGCAAUUCUCCAAUUCCUUGAACAAAGUUGCUCUCAUGUUUUAAACAAAAAUGUAACUGAAGCCGACUGUGAAAACAUUUGUUCGACUUCAGGAGGCCAAUUUGAAUACAAUUCUGAAACGAAAUUGUGCACUUGUCUCCUACCAAAGACUGUCGAUGACACAGACAUUGAACUCGUUCAUAAAAACGCACACUCAAUCGGAAAAAAACUAAAGUCGGUCGAAUUAUUAAACCAUGAUAGCAUAAUAAUAAAACGGGAGGUUUCGACCACCGAAACGACCGAAUCAGCUGCCACGACACAACCGCCCCCAACAACCACAACCCCGGAAAGCACCACCGAGGCUGAUCAAAAAACCGACGAGCCUGAACUUAAUUUCAGCUUUGAGACGGUGGGCCAACAGCAGCCCCAACGCCGUGUGAUCCACCGACUUGUGACCCCACGACGCCCCCGCCAGAUAACCCCCGACCAACAAAGAAUACUUCUGCAACAGGUCCGGGACCACCUCAACCGCCUGAGCCAAGUUUCCGAUGCCAGAGUCCGCGAGAUGGAGAUUGAAGCAAUCAGGAACAAUCUGCGCCAGUUAUCCCACACUGUCUUAAUCCAAACGCCUCAACAACGAACCCGCAUGCGGAACGUGGUGGAGGAGGCGCGCCAAAGACGCCGCAUGCAACACCGACUGGGGGCGUCCGAAAACGCGACCGUGAAACACGAAAACGAGGUGGAUAUCCCCCUUAAAGACCUCCUCCAUGGCAAAAAACGGCACGAGAUUAUCACGCAAGACCCGAGAUUCGUGGAUGAAUAA
Messenger RNA from Tribolium castaneum (red flour beetle), 922 nucleotides. RefSeq lists its product as uncharacterized. The transcript has 3 exons. The record is from RefSeq and is a predicted model, not a curated record. Bases 62 to 922 code for a protein of 286 amino acids. NCBI's taxonomy places the organism in Eukaryota, Metazoa, Arthropoda, Insecta, Coleoptera, Tenebrionidae.